Exophiala mesophila is the source of this 2337-nucleotide messenger RNA. RefSeq lists its product as uncharacterized. Gene Ontology annotation, cellular component: nucleus. Gene Ontology annotation, molecular function: RNA binding. Gene Ontology annotation, biological process: rRNA processing. Lineage: Eukaryota; Fungi; Ascomycota; Eurotiomycetes; Chaetothyriales; Herpotrichiellaceae. The transcript has a single exon. The record is from RefSeq and is a predicted model, not a curated record. The coding region runs from base 1 to 2274 and encodes 757 amino acids.
AUGUCGAACCCCGUAAAGAAACAGAAAACGUCCCAAACCCAUCUCCAUGACCCUCAAAUCACCGACCCUCGCUUCGCAAACAUCCAGUCCGAUCCUCGCUACCGCCUACCAGGGAAGAAGAACAAGGUCAAAGUUGACAAGCGCUUUGCCCGUCUUCUAGAAGAUGAAGAUUUUACAAAAAGGGCAAAGGUCGAUCGUUACGGUCGCCCUGUCAAGUCCCACGCUGAGCAGAAUCGCCUGAAAAGGAAGUAUGAAUUUGCCGAUGAGGAUGAAGACAGCGGUACGGAUAAAGAUGAUGACGACGAUGACCAGGCAGACGAUGAUCAAGAGGUCCAAGCAGAACUCAAUCGAGUGUCGGCCUCAUCCACACGGGACAUCCUCAGACAAGGUCUAGACUCGGACUCGUCGUCCACCUCUUCCGACUCAGACACUGACGAGGACUCGGAUCUCGAUGAAGACGAUGACGGAAAAGAUGCAGCCCUCUCCGAAACCGUAGGGCUGGGAGCAAGUCAGCAGUCCAAUAUUCCCAUGGGCGAUGUCACUUCGAGAAUCGCCGUCGUCAAUCUGGACUGGGACAACAUCCGGGCCGCUGAUCUUAUGGCCGUCUUCACCUCUUUUCUCCCGCCUUCUGGUGCUAAGCUUCUCACCGUCUCCAUCUACCCUAGUGAGUUCGGCAAAGAAAGGCUGGAGCGCGAAGAGAUGGAAGGCCCUCCUCGAGAAAUCUUCGCCGCUAAUGCCAACCAAUCUGAUGAGCAAGAUGAGGAUGAGGACGACGAAGAAGACCAAGACAUUAAAGAAAGUCUGAUCCAACCAGACGAAGGGGCCGAGUUCGAUUCGGCCGCCCUCCGAGCAUAUCAACUUGAACGUCUACGAUACUAUUACGCCAUCCUGACAUUCUCCUCUUCCGCCGCCGCCAAACACAUCUACGAUGCUGUCGAUGGCACUGAAUACCUCACCACCGCAAACUUUUUUGAUCUCCGCUUCGUCCCCGACGACACCGACUUCUCAACCGAUACCCCACGUGAAUCAUGUGACCGCAUCCCCGACGAUUACCGUCCCAAUGACUUUGUCACCGACGCUCUGCAACACAGCAAAGUCAAAUUGACCUGGGACGCCGAGGAUGGAGGCCGAAAAGAGACCAUCGCCCGAGCCUUCCGAGGAGGAAGAAAAGAAAUCGAUGAGAACGACCUCAAGGCCUACCUAGCUUCCGACUCAUCCGAUAGCGAGGACGAUAAUGAUAAUGAAGCGACCGUCAACGAGUCGGCACCCCAAAGUCAGGGCCUGUCCAAGAAAGAAGCCGAACGUCAGAAGAUGCGUGCUCUGCUCGGACUCGCUCCCGAACCCAUCAAACCGUCCAAAAAGGAUCAAUCAUCUAAGGCUCCUGUAGGUGACAUGCAAGUCACAUUCACCUCAGGAUUCUCUGCCUCAGCAGAGAGUGGCAAGAAGAGAAGUGUCUUUGAAAACUCGCCCGAACCUGACGAAACCACCAUGGAGAAAUACAUUCGCAAAGAAAAGGAGAGGAAAGCAAAGAGAAAAGAGAAACAGAGAGUGUCCAAGACGGAUGAGGACGACCAGGUGGACGACAGCGGUGCCAAGACUGCAAUGAAUCCUGAAGCUGAUCAAGAAGAUGAUGAAGCUGAGGACUUGGGCUUCGACGAUCCCUUCUUCACUGCCCCUGACUCGGCAAGCGCUGGUACGGCCGCCAAACAGAGCAGUUCCAAAUUGCGCAAAGAAGAACGACUAAAGAAGAGGAGAGAACGUGAGGCUGAAGAAGAAAUCGACAAAAAGCAACGUGCCCAAUUAGAACUGCUCAUGACAGACGACACCACCAGCCAUGGCAAGGGCUCUAAAUCCGCAGUCCGACAUUUUGAUAUGAAGGCCAUCGAAAAGGCUGAAAAGGAAGAAAAGAAGCGUGGCAAAAAGGGCCAAAAGGGUAAAUCUAAAGAAUCCCAGGAUGGACCCGGGGAUGACUUCAAGAUGGACACUGCGGAUCCGCGCUUUGCAAGACUCUUUGACAACCACGAAUAUGCCAUUGACCCGACCAACCCUAGAUUCAAGGGUACCAAGGCCAUGAAAGAGGUCCUGGAUGAGGGAAGAAAGAGGAAGGCGGAUCAGAAAAAGAACAAGCAAGCUGGACCGAGGACGGAUUUGCUGGAUCCUGAUCAAGGCAAGAAAGGACGAAGCAAGGACAGGAAGGCGAACAACCAUCACGGUUCUAGCGUGAGCGAUGUCAAGUCUCUGGUCGACAAGAUCAAGUCCAAAAGUCGGGGCUAGUAAGUUAGACAGAUAGCUUGCGUACUUUUGUCCUGGUCCAAUAAUGAUUCCCGCGUUUACCGA